Molecule: messenger RNA, 921 nt
Organism: Wickerhamiella sorbophila
Lineage: Eukaryota; Fungi; Ascomycota; Dipodascomycetes; Dipodascales; Trichomonascaceae
Exons: 1
Coding region: 1-921 (306 amino acids)
Source: RefSeq, a predicted model, not a curated record
AUGUCAGCGUUCGCCAUGACACAGGUGGUUGUUAUUGGAGCACACAGCAAGUAUGUUGGCAUUCCUCUUUUGGAGGCGCUUGUGGAGGAUGUUUUCUACUCGAAAAUCGGCCAGCCGGUGAUAGCAUUGUCUCGCGAUGCCUCGGAUAUUCCGGUGAAAAGUGAUCGCAUCAAGUAUGUUGAGUGGCAAGAUAAUUCCGACCUGGACAAAGUGUUUGCCAAUGCCGACCUAGUGAUUAAUACCACCGGACCACGUGCCGACUGGGACGGGAUCACCGAGGCGGUCAUUAGAUCUAAAGACCGCAUUCGUGCCUAUAUGCCGUCGGAGUUUGGGGCCGACCCAACUGACUUUGCUAUUCAGCCGGUACCUCUAGGGUUCCAGCGCAAAACCGAGCUUGCCAAAAGGGCCCGGGAUGCCGGUUUAAAGGUGAUUGAAGUUCAAACCGGUGCAAUUGAUGGCGACGUCGGGCGCAUUGGAGCAGGGUUCGCUAGCAUUGCGGGCCUUGAUCACCAAACAAACCAGGUUACCUUCACUGGCAACCCUGAUAACUUGUUCCAUGCAACCUGGAAUCAGGAUCUUGGCAAGUCGGUCGCAAGCAUUGCUGCUUUCUUCGGGCCCGACUUCUCCGAGGUCCCUGACCACGUCAACAUUUUCAGCUACGCAGUUACCCAACGCAAGGUUGUUGAACGCUAUAGCAAAACGUCUGGCGUCGCAUUGAUCUACAACGAUCCGGUACCUUAUGAAAAGGCUUUGCAGAUCGCUGUGGAGCAGUCCAUCGCUGGCGAACGCACUAUGCCGGCCUUUAUGCAGAUCCUUCAUGUUCUAACUGCGAGCAAACCAGGUAAGGGGAUGUUUUUCACAACAAACCACCGCGAGCUUGUAAAUCCCGGAGAAAAGUAUUUCAAGUGGAAGGCAUUUUAG